AUGGCUGAUCGUGGCGGAUUUAGAGGAGGAUUUGGAAGCGGAGACCGUGGAGGUCGUGGCGGUGCUGCCGGAGGACGCGGAGGAGCUGCUGCUGGAGGCGAGCGAGGCCGUGGCGGACGUGGAGGCCGUGGUGGUCGAGGAGGACGCGGUGGAAGAGGUGGUGGCCGUGGAGGCAAGGAAGAUAAGGAAUGGAUGCCUGUCACCAAGCUCGGACGUCUCGUCAAGGACCGCAAAAUCACCACCCUCGAGGAGAUUUACCUUCACUCGUUGCCAAUCAAGGAGUUCGAGAUCAUUGAUGCCCUUUGCCCCAAUCUUAAGGAUGAGGUGCUCAAGAUUAUGCCCGUCCAGAAACAAACCCGUGCCGGUCAACGUACCCGCUUCAAGGCUUUCGUCGCUAUCGGGGACCACAAUGGUCACGUCGGAUUGGGAGUGAAGUGCUCAAAAGAAGUCGCCACCGCCAUCCGAGGAGCCAUCAUUGCCGCCAAACUCGCCGUCAUCCCUGUUCGACGAGGAUACUGGGGCAACAAACUUGGUCAACCCCACACCGUCCCCUGCAAAGUCACCGGCAAGUGUGGCUCCGUCCUUGUGCGCCUCGUCCCUGCCCCUCGUGGUACCGGAAUCGUGUCAGCGCCUGUCCCCAAGAAACUCCUCCAAAUGGCUGGUAUUGACGAUUGUUACACUUGUGCCACCGGACAAACGGCCACCCUCGGAAACUUCGCCAAGGCCACCUAUUCCGCCAUUCAAAGAACAUACUCCUACUUGACACCCGAUUUGUGGAAGGAGCAAGACCUCGACAAGACCCCCUAUCAGAAAUUCCACGAUUUCUUGGCAAAAAAU
Mesorhabditis belari is the source of this 837-nucleotide messenger RNA. NCBI's taxonomy places the organism in Eukaryota, Metazoa, Nematoda, Chromadorea, Rhabditida, Rhabditidae. The record is from the annotation of a GenBank genome assembly.